Rhipicephalus microplus (southern cattle tick) is the source of this 774-nucleotide messenger RNA. RefSeq lists its product as uncharacterized. NCBI's taxonomy places the organism in Eukaryota, Metazoa, Arthropoda, Arachnida, Ixodida, Ixodidae. The record is from RefSeq and is a predicted model, not a curated record.
ACGAGGAUGGGAUCCGCCGCAGGCUUCUAGGAAUCCCACUCUAACCAGCUUGAACUGAGUAUGGCGACCACUGUCGGUAAGUUACCCGAGUUCCAACAAGAGGACAAUAACUUCGAGGUAUACCUGGAGCGGUUCGAAGUAUUUGCCGCGGCCAAUGACAUCGCGGAAGACAAGAAGCUUCCAAUCUUUCUCACGGCUAUAGGUGAGAAGGCCUACGUCACGCUUCGGAGCUUGCUGCUGCCUAAAACACCAGCUAAGACGUCAUUCACGGAAGUUGUUGACGUUCUGAAGAAGCAUUACGCUCCCAAGCGCUCCGUGGUCACCGAAAGGUAUCGUUUUCACCAGCGAAAGCAAGAGCCGCAUGAGACUGUCGCAGACUUUAUAGUCGAAUUGAAGAAACUCGCGGCAACAUGCGAAUUCGGUGCCUUUUUGACCGAAGCAUUGCGUGACCGGCUCGUCGCUGGAAUACGUACCGAGGGAGUACGGUGCAGGCUAUUGGCAAUGCCAGACGAGGAAGUAACGUGGGAACGCGCAUGCAGCGUAGCCAUGGCCAUGGAAGCGGCAACACAAGACACGAAAGAAAUGCUGCAAACCAGUUCUAAAGGAGCAGCUGUAGAAACGGAGGACAUCUACUGGCAACGGAAAAUCUCACAACCGAGUAAAGCACCUUCGAGGGAAGCGCCGACGCAGUCCAGCUGGGACAAGGAAAAUGGGGCAGCGAAAGAACAAACGAAAAGAAUGUGUCAUCGUUGCGAGGACAGCAUUCACCCGUGA